GUAUACAUGUAUCGUUCUAAGUUAUGACAGUGACUGGGGUUUGUAGUCACUGCUUAGGAAUAAAUCUGUCUUAUGAAACGUUUCAAUAGGAAAUUAUUUAUAUUAUAUUAAAAAUUAAUAGAUUUUUUAUAUAUCAUUAUAUUGUUUCUAAAUGAGACAAUUUAUGGACGAAUGACCGAGGCUUUAUCAUAUCUCCGAAUAAUUACUUAUUUCGGAAAUUAUAUUUAUUGUUUUUUGUAAAUUAUUAAAAAAUGUUGAGUUACAUAUACCGAUUCUUUAGACCAAAAAAUGUGGAAGAUGCUGCUAAAAAAAAAAUGUAUCUUUCAAUGGUAUAUGGAUUUUUGAGUUGGAAUUGUUUUAUGUAUAUGUUCUAUACAAUAGUUAUAAGUCAGCUACCAACAGAUCCAGAAGAACAAAGAAAUGCAUUAAUGCGUAAGCUGGCUCAUGGUCAAAAUAUAAAACAUAUACGCAUAGAGGGAUUAACACUAGUAGAAGAUGAUCUUAUAGAUCAAGAAACACCUAAAGUUGAGAAAGAAGAUUAAGAGCUGCUGCAAAUAUAAUUCAUGGUGAUAAUUGAAUAUUUAAUGUGUAUAUAAUUUAUUGAAUACUAAUAAAAUAGAUUUUUUAAAAUUCCAAAAA
This is a messenger RNA of Osmia lignaria (orchard mason bee), 639 nucleotides long. NCBI's taxonomy places the organism in Eukaryota, Metazoa, Arthropoda, Insecta, Hymenoptera, Megachilidae. The record is from RefSeq and is a predicted model, not a curated record.